AUGGAACAAAAUAUUAUGUUUAUUUUUUUUAUCAAAAUUUUUAUGUUUAUCCUCUUAAUUUGGAUGUGUCAUUUUUACAGUUACAUGAGCAGGUUUAACAAAAUUUUGGAUGAGAAUUAUGGUUCUGAUAAAAAAUUAGAUACUCGAAUUUAUCGAUUAUUAGGAAAUUGUGUAAAAGGUAUUUUUGCAAAUGUUGGUGAUUUAGAAUUAAAGAUAUCAUAUAAUAAAAAAAAAAAUAAAAAACAAUUAUUUACAACUGAUAAUGAAAAAUGGAACAAAGAAAAUAAAGAAAAAUUAUAUAGAAGUGCAUUAAUUAAGGAAAAAUUGAUUAAGCAACUUAUGAAAAAUAAAUCAUCCAUGUUGCAUAAAUCAUAUAAUUAUUAUGAAAAAAAAAUAAUGAAUGGACUUAAUGAUAAAGCUUUUUUUAAAAAAAUGAUGUUAAUUAAUGAUAAGAAUUACAAAAAAUUAAAGCGUAAAAAAUACGGAUUACGACUUUUUUUACUUUUACUAUUAUUCGUGGUGGUGUUAAUGAUACCUAUAUUAGAUUUAUCAUUAAGUAAUUCUAAUAAUUCAAUUUAUUUAUUGACAUUAUUAUGUCAGAUAUUAGGAUAUAGUUCUACGUCUGAUUCUCAGUCUCUUCAAGCUGGCUCUGAAGGCGUAGAUACCCCUUCAUUCAGCUCUUUUUGUUCAAAGAAUUCAACUACAGCAUUAAAAGUAUCUAGUAUUCUAAUAUAUUGUGUACCUAUUUUAAUAUUGGGUAUUAUACUUAUUCUAGGAAUUUUUUGUUAUUAUAGAAAAAUCAUAAAACAUAAACAAAUUAAGUCCUUGGAAACGUUCUAUGAGUGGUAA
Plasmodium malariae is the source of this 849-nucleotide messenger RNA. RefSeq names its product Plasmodium exported protein, unknown function. The record is from RefSeq and is a predicted model, not a curated record. The transcript is spliced from 2 exons. Bases 1 to 849 code for a protein of 282 amino acids. Lineage: Eukaryota; Apicomplexa; Aconoidasida; Haemosporida; Plasmodiidae.